AUGAGGGCAAGCUUGAAAGCUGCAUUUAAUUUAAAUGUUAGUGAAUCUAAGUGCAAAAGGGCAAAGAAAAUAAUUUUGGAGAAACUUGAAGGUAGUUUUAUAGAUGAAUAUAAUAAGCUUGUUGCCUAUGCCAAUGAAUUGAAACUUACCAAUCCUGGGAGUGAUGUGAUAAUUAACUUAUCAAAAGAUGCUCUUGAAGAAGGGAAAAUGAGGUUUUUAAGGAUGUAUAUUUGUUUUCAGGCAAUGAAGUCUAUGUUUAAGAGUGGCUUGAGACCUUUCAUUGGAUUGGAUGGAACAUUUUUGAAAGGGAAGGCUAAAGGUCACCUACAGGCUUCACUAGACCUCAAAAUGGGUGAAGGGAUCACACUUAUGUCAGAUAUGCAGAGGGGGUUGAUUGACUCAAUCCAAACUGUUCUUCCAGAGUCACACUUUAAAUUUUGUGUAAGACAUAUAGAAACAAAUUGGUGUAAGAGAUGGGGCUCUGGUGAGUUCAAAAAAUUGCUUUGGUGGGUGCAUGAAGUAUUUAUGAAGGACUUCAAAGAUCAGAUAAAGAAUAUGGGUCAAGUAGAUGAUGUUCGAAAGGAAGCUGUGGAGGAUUUGCUGAAGUAUCCACCAAAAUGUUGGAGUAGGGCAUUCUUUGAUAUUGUUUGCAAGAACCAGUCUGUAGACAACAACUUGACUGAGUCAUUCAAUGCAUGGAUUUUGCAAGCAAGGCACAAACCAAUCAUUAAGAUGCUUGAGGAUAUUAGAAUCAAGGUGAUGAAUAUGAUUACUGAACAUGAAGAUGAUGUUAUGUAA
Messenger RNA from Nicotiana tabacum (common tobacco), 798 nucleotides. Lineage: Eukaryota; Viridiplantae; Streptophyta; Magnoliopsida; Solanales; Solanaceae. The record is from RefSeq and is a predicted model, not a curated record.